This is a messenger RNA of Anoplophora glabripennis (Asian longhorned beetle), 1524 nucleotides long. Its product is annotated as aromatic-L-amino-acid decarboxylase-like. Bases 1 to 1524 code for a protein of 507 amino acids. NCBI's taxonomy places the organism in Eukaryota, Metazoa, Arthropoda, Insecta, Coleoptera, Cerambycidae. The transcript has 5 exons. Gene Ontology annotation, molecular function: pyridoxal phosphate binding; aromatic-L-amino-acid decarboxylase activity. Gene Ontology annotation, biological process: amino acid metabolic process; catecholamine metabolic process. The record is from RefSeq and is a predicted model, not a curated record.
AUGAACAUCGAAGAGUUUAGAGAGUUCGGUAAAGCCAGUGUUGAUUACAUCGCGGAUUAUUUCGAAAAUAUAAGGAAAAUAAAUGUUAUGUCAAAUGUUGAACCAGGAUAUCUCAAAAAAGAACUACCUGAAGAAACGCCCCUUUCUGGCGAAUCCUGGCAAAAGGUCCUGGAGGACGUGGACAAAGUCAUAGUUCCAGGCUUAACACAUUGGCAUUCUCCAAAUUUUCACGGAUAUUUUCCCACAGCCAACUCUUUUCCUGGCAUAGUGGGAGAACUGUUCCUCUCGGGACUGGGCUGCAUUUCCAAAGACUGGGAAACAAAUCCUGCUUGUGUCGAAUUGGAAGUCAGAAUGAUGGAUUGGUUAGGGAAAAUCUUAGGGCUUCCUGAAGAAUUCUUAAAUGAGACAGAAGGUCCUGGUGGGGGUAUAAUUCAGAAUGCUGCUAGCGAAGCAACGCUUGUUGGACUACUGUGCGGAAAAGAGAAAACUGUCAAGGACACAGUCCUAUCCUCCAAUUUAACAGAAGAAUAUAUCAGAACAAAACUGGUGGCUUACACCUCAAAAGAAUCCAACUCUUCCGUUGAGAAAGCUGGACUGUUAGCAUCUGUUCCGAUGAGACUACUACCAACGGACGAAAACGGUAGUCUUCGCGGACAUACCCUUUUUACUGCCAUUAAGAAAGACAAGGAAAGCGGGUUGAUACCAUGCUGUGUGGUUGCAACUUUGGGGACUACUGGAACUUGCGCUUUUGACAACCUUGAGGAAGUAGGUGAAAUUUGCCAUAAAGAAGGUGUGUGGUUGCAUAUCGACGCAGCUUACGCUGGUGCUGCUUUUGCUUGUCCAGAGUACAGAUAUCUGAUGAAAGGGGUAGAAAAUGUGGAUUCCUUCAACUUCAACCCCCACAAGUGGAUGUUGGUGAACUCAGAUUGCUCGGCUAUGUGGUUCAAGGACACCAAGAGCGUCGAGAAAGCCUUCAAAGUCAAAUCUACCCUUCCCAAAGUCCCAACUUUCGAGCCUGAGAUACACCACUGGCAGAUACCCACCACCAGAAGAUUCAGGGCCCUGAAACUCUGGUUCGUACUGAGAAUCUACGGCGUGGAAGGCAUUCAACAGCACAUCCGGCGCCAGAUUGGCUUAGCUAAGUUCUUCGAGCAACUGGUAACGAGCGACGGGAGGUUUGAAGUGUGCAUUUCGAGUAUGGGACUUGUAUGCUUCAGAUUGAAGGGGGAGGAUUGUUUGACCAGAGCCCUUUUGGACGGCGUUUCUAAUAGAAAGAAGAUAUUUUUAAUGCCUUACAUACUUAGGGAGAAAUUGGUUGUAAGGUUUGUGAUAUGUAGCAGGUUCACGCAGAAGGACGAUAUUUUGUUUGCUUGGAACGAAAUAAUAUCCGUAGUGGAGGAGGAUGUGUAUCCUUGCACCAAAAAUAUGUCCAAGGACAUGACUAUGAAGCAGAAGGUUAAGAAAAAGUCCAAACCAAGUAUUCUGAAGAGUCUUGAUCCUAGUAACAUUCGUAGUACUAUAUAG